GUGUAUGUGUGUGUGUGGGAGGGGGGUGGACACCCCAAAGUCCCGUCCCACCGCAGGACCCCCCCAAAGGGCUUUGAUCCCUGCUCUCCUUCCUGCACAGCCCUGCCUCAAGCGUCUCCCCCCGCAGGGUGGCAGGGUGUCAGGGGAUGUCUGAGCGGGGUGACAUCCUGCUCCGCGGGUGUGGGGACAGCCAGGCACCGCACGGGGGUCCAGGAAGAAGCGGCGGUGCCGGGGGCUGCCCCUGUCCCCCCGGGGCCAUGUGCCGCAGCCGAUAAGCCCCGCGUGGGGUGGGGACAUGUUUAUCUUGCGACACGGGGGGACGCGGGGAAGCGCCCGUGACCCACGCACGAGUAAAUAAAUAACCGGUUCCGACACCGGACCGGCUUCCCCGGGACUGGAGCUGGGUCCGUCCCCCGGGAGCCCCCCCGGGGCUGGUACAUCUCGUCGGGUCCAACGCGGGAUCCCCGCGGCUGGAUCCGGGUCUGUCCCCCGGGACUCGUCCCCCGGCCGACUCUGGGGUCGCGACCCCCGGGGCCGGUUCUGUCCCCCUACACCGGGGCUGGGUCCGUCCCGGCCGGUCCAACCCAGGACCGCCGGUGGGGCAGCUCUGCCCGCCGAUGGUCGCGGGGCGGGGGUGUCGGGGUUACGGGGCGGAGAUGACACGGUGACAUCCCGUUCACAGCCGCGGAGGUACCCAGACCAUACACCGGGUGUGGAGGAGCGGACUCCGGGCCCGGUGCUCACGGAGCGGAGGUCGCCCCAAAGCGCUCCCGGAGCCCUCCAGGCCCGCAGGUCAUCCCGAUGAGCCUCCUCAGGGGACAGAGCAUGGCCCCAGCCCUCCCGCUGCUGCUGCUGCUCUGGGUGUUUGUCCCCACGGUGGUCCCAGAGGUGUUUGGCCCCGGAGAUGGCUCAGAGGACCUCAAGGCUCUGCAGGUCUCCAUCCCACGCCACCCAGCCCUGGACGCUGUCCUGGCAGGCGACAUCACCAUCCCCUGCCUCAUCACCUACCUUGGCCCCCAGCCCACUGCUGGCACAGGCGGCCGCCGGGCGGUCCUGGGAACCCCCCGGGUCAAGUGGACCUUCAUCUCUGAGGGCAGGGAGGUGGAGAUCUUGGUAGCUCGGGGGGACAGGGUGAAGGUGAGCGAGGACUACCGGCUGCGCGCCUCCCUGCCCAUCUUCCACCAGCGCUACACCAACGCCUCUCUCCUGCUCACCGAGCUGCGCCCCAACGACUCGGGCAUCUACCGCUGCGAUGUGCAGCACGGCAUCGAGGACGGCCACGACAUCCUCGAUGUCAAAGUCAAAGGGGUGGUGUUUCACUACCGGGAGGGCUCCAUGCGCUACGCCUACACCUUUGCCGAGGCACAGGAAGCUUGUGCCCGGAUCGGCGCCAGCAUCGCCACCCCCGAGCAGCUCUACGCUGCCUACCUGGGGGGCUACGAGCAGUGCGACGCCGGCUGGAUCGCCGACCAGACCGUCAGGUACCCCAUCCAGACACCCCGUGAGGCCUGUUACGGAGACAUGAACGGCUUCCCUGGGGUGAGGAACUAUGGAGUGGUGGACCCAGAGGACAUGUACGAUGUGUACUGCUACGCUGAGGACCUCCCAGGGGAGAUCUUUUUGGAGACGGCCCCAGACAGGUUCACGCUGGAGGAGGCGGCGCAGCGCUGCCGGGCGCUGGGCGCUGAGCUGGCGAGCCCGGGCCAGCUGUACGCAGCCUGGAACGCGGGGCUGGACGCCUGCAGCCCCGGCUGGCUGGCCGACGGCAGCGUCCGCUACCCCAUCGUCACCCCGCGGGAGCGCUGCGGGGGCGCUCUGCCGGGCGUCAAAACCAUCUUCCUCUUCCGAAACCAGACGGGAUUCCCCGAUGCCCAGAGCAGAUACGAUGCGUACUGCUUCCGAGAAGGGACAAACUCUUUCCCUGAGGCUGCAGGAAAAUACCAAGCCCAAGAGCCCGAGGAGAAUCUCCUCCAGGAGAUUGUCACAGUGGCAGAAAAGCUGGAGGAGCUGCAGCUGCCCAGAGCGCAAGUGGAGAUUGAGUCGCGAGGGGCUGUUUACGCCGUCCCUUUCUUUGAGGACUCUGAUCUGGGAAAGCCGAGCCAGUCCCCUGAAGACGCCCUGGGGCCAGGGGCCCGGCACCCCCCACUAGCUACCUCUGCAGAGGAGAAACAGGGAGCAGCGCAGGGCAGAGGCCCCGGCAGCGCAUCGGCAGAGAGCCCGGGCGGAGGGCGAGACCUCAGCCAGCCCGUGGAGCCAGAGGGACCGACCGCUGCCCCAGCAGAGAGCCGAGAACCUGGUGGGACCUCCCGCCGCGGGCACAAGUCCGGCGGGGCGAGUGCCCCGUUUUCUGCCGCUGAAGACGCCGAGCUCUCCGGAGAUGUGGUCGAAAGCCCUCGGGCGUCCCCGCUGCCCUCUGCGCCCUCGCAGACGCAGGAGGAGGGAGAGGAGCAGUCGGGAGCCGUGUGGCUCCCCUCGCCUGCGGUCCCGGGGGACGGGAGCACUGUCCCCGCAGUGACACCGUGGCACGCAGAACUGCCCGGCAGCAGCAGCGCACCGGCCCCGGGAGGAGAGGAGGCUGCGCCGCCACCGCCGGGCGCUGACGGCGGGAUGCCUGCUGCAGCUUCCGAGGAAGAGGAGGAGGAGGAGGAAGAGCAACCUGCUCCCUCCAUUGCAACCGUGGAGGGUUUCCUUACAGCCGUUCCUGGAGAAGCAGGUGGCUGUGUCCCCAACCCCUGCCUGAACGGAGGGACCUGUGUGGAGGACGGCGCCCACCUCACCUGCUUGUGCCUUCCUGGCUACGGAGGCAGCAGCUGUGAAAGACCACUGCGGAGGUGCAGCCCCGGCUGGGACAGCUUCCAGGGAGCCUGCUACAAGCACUUCUCCACCCGGAGGAGCUGGGAGGACGCAGAGACUCAGUGCAGGCACUACGGGGGACACCUGGCCACCAUCCUGACCCCCGAGGAGCAGGACUUCAUCAACGACCAGUACAGGGAAUACCAGUGGAUCGGCUUGAACGACCGGACCAUCGAGGGGGAUUUCCAGUGGUCUGACGGGAGCCCCUUGCUCUACGAGAACUGGCACCCCGGGCAGCCCGACAGCUACUUCCUCUCUGGGGAGAACUGCGUGGUUAUCGUGUGGCACGACGGGGGCCAGUGGAGCGACGUGCCCUGCAACUACCACCUCUCCUACACCUGCAAAAUGGGGCUGGUGCAGUGCGGGCCCCCCCCCGCCCUCAGCAACGCCCGCGCCUUUGGCAAACCAAAGCAGCGCUACGAGAUCGGCUCCACGGCGAGGUACCAGUGCCGGCACGGCUUCACCCCGCGCCGCUCGCCCAUCAUCCGCUGCCGGGAGGACGGCACAUGGGAGCUGCCCCAGCUGGCCUGUCGCCCUGGCGUGGCUCAGCCCCCCAACAACUGAGGGAGUCCCUGGGGUUGCAGCCACCACAUCCCCAAGCCCUGGAGCCGGUGUGGAUGGGGACGGCACUGGGACCCUGGAGCAGAGCCCAGCGUGGUGUGAAACCUCACUGCUGGGUGUCUGCCCCCUUGCUUGGUUUAUAUCUGUACAAAGAAAUCCUAAUAAUUAAAGACUCCCUUGAAAGGAGUCGACAGUGACCCAAAAUGCAGCACAACAGGAGUUUUGUCCCCAGAGUCACAACGGAGUUGAAACCAAGAGGGACACCAUGGGCAGGGCAUGGCAGUGACGUGCCAGCAUCGCCUCCAGCCCUUUCCCCCCACCUCUGCCCCAAGAGUCCUCCUGCUGUGACACCCUGGUGGGGAUGGACAUGGGGACAUACAAACUCUGCUGCAGCUCAGCAUCCAUGCUGAGGUGUGGGAGGUUUCUGCACUUCCCUGGAAAGGCAGAAGGUGCUGCCACAGGCUUGGACUGGGUACAUGUUGC
This is a messenger RNA of Prinia subflava (tawny-flanked prinia), 3897 nucleotides long. It is a transcript of the gene BCAN, whose product is annotated as brevican. Bases 802 to 3417 code for a protein of 871 amino acids. Gene Ontology annotation, molecular function: hyaluronic acid binding. Gene Ontology annotation, cellular component: synapse; perineuronal net. The transcript is spliced from 15 exons. The record is from RefSeq and is a predicted model, not a curated record. Lineage: Eukaryota; Metazoa; Chordata; Aves; Passeriformes; Cisticolidae. Gene Ontology annotation, biological process: cell adhesion; positive regulation of neuroblast proliferation; central nervous system development.